AUGGCGGCCGCGCUGGAGCCGAGGAGGCUGGCCGACGCGCAGGCACGCCAUGCCCAGGAGGUCGAGGAGCUGCGCGGCCGCCUGGCCGCGGCCUGCCCGGGCCGGGAGCCGGACGACCUCUUCCUGCUGCGGUACGUGCUGUCCUACGAGGGCGGAGGCCCGGGCGCUGCCGCGGCCGCCGCUCGCGCGAUCGCGUGGCGCGAGAAGCACAGGGGGCUGGUGGCCGCCGCCCAGGCGUGCACGGACGAGCUCGCGUCGGAGCCGCUGAAGGAAUGGAUCAGCCUGGAGCACCUGCGGGUCAUAGAUUCUUGCCUGGUCGCGAGGUUUGCUGGGCAGACCAGCACCCCGCAGGGCUUCCCGCUCUACGUGAUCCACUCGGGGCGGUGCAGGCUGCGGAAGCUUAUGGACACCGUGGACAUCAAGUCCGUGGCUUUGUGGCUCACUUGGCGCAACGAGAUCGGCUACUGGCGCUGCGAUGCCGCGACCCGUCGCAGCGGCCUGCUGAUGAAGCAGGUGGUAGUGAUGAGCAUGGAGGGCGCGCUGAUGUCAGGGCAGGACCCGCGCUUCUUCGUGUCCUACGGAAAGUCUUCCAAGCGAUCCGAGUACCUCCACCCGCAGCUGCUCGCGCGGCAG
Prorocentrum cordatum is the source of this 633-nucleotide messenger RNA. The record is from the annotation of a GenBank genome assembly. NCBI's taxonomy places the organism in Eukaryota, Dinophyceae, Prorocentrales, Prorocentraceae.